This is a messenger RNA of Toxotes jaculatrix (banded archerfish), 1338 nucleotides long. Its product is annotated as afadin- and alpha-actinin-binding protein. NCBI's taxonomy places the organism in Eukaryota, Metazoa, Chordata, Actinopteri, Toxotidae. The record is from RefSeq and is a predicted model, not a curated record. Bases 1 to 1338 code for a protein of 445 amino acids. The transcript has 12 exons.
AUGGCUUCCAGGUUUGGCCAGAGGAGGGCUGGAAGACGCCAGGAGUAUUCAGGUAACUCCCAUCUGCUGAGGGAUCCCAGCCCCAACCCUCUGAAUGAGCUGUCUCACAGCGUCUCCUGGUGGGCUGAUAAGGAGGAGCACAGAGAGCAAGGAGACUCACUGAGAGAGCAGCUAAAGGAGAUGGACGAGCAUGUGGCCAGGCUCCAGGACAUGCUGAGGUUUGAGCGGGCCAAAUGCACCCGUCUGCAGCUGCGGUGUAACCAGCAGGAGGCAGAGCUGAGGCGCCGAGAGCAGCACAGCAACAGACUGAAGGAGCGACUGUCACAGCUCACUGACAGACACAAGGAGAGAGGACCCUCAAUAGAGGUGUUGAACUUUCCACCUGGAGGCCGAAGCAAAAGAGAACAACCAAUCAGAUCAUUCAAGCCUACUGCUAAACGAGAAGAAGCAACACUACGUCUGAUGCUAGAGCGCAGAGAAGCAGAGCUCAGGGAGGCGAUGAAGCUGCGCCACAGCCUCACCACUUUACUUCACGCGCUCAGAGUCGACAUGGAGCAGACCCUGUCAGACUCGGUGGAUGUUCAGGAUGAGGCCCAAAAUGAAGACAAAAUGUUGGAUCAAGCUGAAGUGGCACUCGGUGACCAUGUGACAGGAGGUGUGGUUCAGAGCUGGAGGAAGGUGCAGAGGAGACUGGCUGACACCCAAUCUGAAGGUCACAGCAGUGUUGGCACUGACCAUGACAAGCUCUUGGCUCAGCUAGAAACUGAACUGAAAGAGAGUCAACAGCUUGUCAGAUUACAGCAACAACUGCUGCAGGGUAGCCUUGCCUCGCCUGUCCCCUCAGAACUGGCUGAUUCGUACUUUCUGGAAGAGUGGGAUCGUCUUCAGGUGCGGUGGGCGGAGCUCGAUCACCAGAGGAGGACUUUCGAAAGGGAGAGGCAGUCCUUCACUGACGCUGCCAUCCGACUAAGCCAUGAGCGCCGCGAUUUUGAGCAGCAGAGGGCCUCUCUCGUGAAGCAGCAGUAUUUGUGUGGGUCACCUCGCGACAACAGACGAGAGAGCACUGCUUUCAGUUUCUCAGGUUUGGGACCCACCGGCCUGUCUGGCUGUAUUCUCAUUACUCCAUCGUCCACUGAGUCAGGGACAGCUGCUCUGUCUGCUGUACAUCAGGAAAGAAUCAGAGUUCAAACUCCCAGCACUCCUGAGCUCUAUGCUGCCCUCAAUCUAUCGUACAACAGCAGAGCCAGAGGUGUCGAUGACCAAUCAGAGACAUGGGACAGCGGGGCAGACAAGAUACUGCACACACCACAUGCUCUGCACUUAGACUGGUCUUUUUAA